GUUUAGCAUCUGUUUCAAGCUUUCUGAUGUUAAAUAUGAGGGUGACUGGGUUAAAGGACUUGGUUUAAUAUGAUCCUGCCCCCUGUAGCGUUAAAGACGGGGAAACUGAGGCUCAGGGGAGAGCACCAUAGCUGAAGGAGCAGGCUGGGUCCAAACUCCGGUCUCCGGACCCUACGGCCAUCCUUAGGCGACUUCCCCCUUGCAUCCCCCACUCUUUUUCCUCCUCCCAUCCCAUCCAGAAAGCAAACGAGAUGUCGACACCUCCGGGGCUCCUAGAGCGCAGCCGGAAGCUGCCGUAGAGCCAGGGGAAUGACCGGAACCCACUUCCGGUCAGCCAUUGUUCUUUUUAUCCUCCCGUGAAUGGCGGAGGUCUUCGGUCCUGUGCCCUGCCCUUCCCUCUCCCUCCCCGUCGGGACCCUGGAGGUCGCUCAAACGUUGUUCCUCGUGACGUCACCCCAGGCCUAAGACUUUCAAGACAAAGUUCUGAGACUAGAAGUACAGACAGAGACUGGCUGAUCAAGUUUCAGCUGUAGCCAGGUUUUGGUGAGAGGCUGUGAUGACUGCAGAGGUGAGGAAAGCCAUGUGUCUGGCCCCUCAGCUCUUGGGUGUCCAGGAGAAGAGGGACAAGCCCUGGGGACCAGGAUCAAGCUUGCAACAGGACAGCCAGAUCAGCUGUGAAGUCUUCCGGCAACACUUUCGGCAGCUGUGUUACCAAGAGACCUCUGGGCCACAGGAGGCCCUGAGCCAACUUCGUGACCUUUGUGGACGGUGGUUGAGGCCAGACAUGAACACAAAGAUGCAGAUCCUGGAGCUGCUGGUGCUGGAGCAGUUUAUCACCAUACUCCCUGGGGAGAUCCGAGCCUGGGUGCAGCUGCAUCGCCCAGAAAGCGGAGAGGAGGCAGUGGCCAUGGUGGAGGAUUUCCAGAGACACCUUGAUGGACCCAGGGAGGAUUUGGUGACAUUUGAGGAUGUGUCAGUGGACUUCAAGAAAGAGUGGAAGAGUUCAGCACCUUCCCAGAGAGCCUUCUUUAGAGAUUUGAUGCUGGAGAAUUAUCGGGAUGUAGUGUCACUGGCAGGAUUUCAGUUUUCAAAACCUACAGGGAUCUCCCAAAGAGAGGAAGAACCAUGGGGCCUAAAUCGUCAGGGACCUCUGGACUUGGAAAAUGGGAAAAGCACCUGUACAGAAGGUGAUAAUGUUACUGAGAAUGAGGAAUCUACUUCAAAGCAAGAAAGGUUUGGUGAGUCAGAAUCACAUAAUAGUUCAUCAGAAGGUAUACAGAAGGAUCUUUUUCAGGCAUCUGAAGCUGGAGAAGUCUGUGAAAAAGAAAGCAUGUCAGAGCAGCAACAAGGAACACUCACAGAGGAAGAAAUGAAGAGAAUUGAUAGUGAUUUUAUGGAAGCGAUAGUCCAGAAUAAGAAAAUCCCUAUUGAAGAGAGAGAUGAGAAAUGUAAAGAAUUUUGGAAAAGUUUUAGUCUUGUUUCAAACACUGUUACACAUGAGAAAAUUCCUAGAGGACAGAAAUCCUAUCAGUGUAAUGAAUGUGGCAAAUACUUCAAUCGGAGCUCACAUCUUAUUGGACACCAGAGGAUUCACACUGGAGAGAAACCUUAUGAAUGUAAUGAAUGCGGGAAAAGCUUCCGACAGACUUCUCAGCUGAUUGUACAUUUGAGAAUCCACACAGGUGAGAAACCCUACGAAUGUAAUGAGUGUGGAAAAGCUUACCGUCAUAGCUCACAUCUUAUCCAUCACCAGAGACUCCACAAUGGUGAAAAACCUUAUAAAUGUAAUGAAUGUGUGAAAGCCUUUACUCAGAGCUCUCAACUUAUUGAUCAUCAAAGAAUCCAUACUGGUGAGAAACCCUAUGAGUGUAACAUGUGUGGUGAAGCCUUUAGUCGGAGUAAAAGCCUUAUUCGACAUCAGAUACUUCACACUGGGGAGAAACCUUAUAAGUGUAAUGAAUGUGCGAAAGCCUUCUGUUCUAAUAGGAACCUUAUUGAUCAUCAGAGAACUCACACUGGUGAGAAACCUUAUCAAUGUAAUGAGUGUGGCAAGGCCUUUAGCAGGAGCAAAUGCCUUAUUAGACAUCAGAGCCUCCAUACUGGGGAAAAACCUUACAAAUGUAGUGAGUGUGGGAAGACCUUCAGUCAAGGUUCUCAACUUAUUGACCAUGAGAGAAUUCACACUGGAGAGAAACCUUUUGCAUGUAGUGAGUGUGGCAAGGCAUUUAGCCUGAGCAAGAGCCUUAUUCGACAUCAGCGACUCCAUACUGGAGAGAGACCUUACAAAUGCAAUGAUUGUGGAAAAUCCUUCAAUCAGAAUUCACACCUUAUUAUACAUCAGAGAAUUCAUACUGGGGAGAAACCUUAUGAAUGUAACGAAUGUGGGAAGGUCUUCAGUUAUAGCUCAAGUCUUUUGGUACAUAAGAGAACCCACACUGGGGAGAAGCCUUAUGAAUGUCAUGAAUGCGGAAAAGCUUUUAGUGACAGCUCACAGCUCAUUGUACAUCAGAGAAUCCAUACUGGGGAGAAACCUUAUGAAUGUAAGGAAUGUGGGAAAGCCUUCAGUCAGCGUUCAACUUUUAACCAUCAUCAGAGAAUUCACUCUGGAGAGAAACACUCAUCUUUGGUCCACUCAGUCUUUUAGAUUGUGGUGCUCAUAAUGGAGAAUAAUGGAAGAUUUCAGUUUUAUAAGAAAAAACCUCACCCUUGUUUUCAGAUGAAAAAUCUAAUCCUAACUGAUCCAAUAUCUCAAAAAUGUUUGCUUUUGUUUCACUGCUAGAUCAGUUGUGAGAAUGUGGAUGGCUUGGUCACACUAGUUGAAAAUGGACAACACAUUAACUUUAUCACUCCUGGGUUGCUUUGUAAAUAUCUCAAAUACAUCCUUUUUUUUCCUGUUUUAUCCCCCCAAAGCACAGUUUAAGCUCUGCAAGGCAAAUGUCCCUUUAUUCAGACAGCUUUCCUUUAGUGCCUUCAUGAACCACUUUUGUGAUUUACAUUGCCAUGUCUCUUAGCUACAUGUCUGUUUCUAUUUCUCCACUAUUCUAGGCCAAACAUUUAGUAUAUUUAAUUAAACUCUAUUAGAAUGGGUGAUCCCUGAAGGUAGGCCUAUCUUUUGUAUCAGAUAGGGAGCUACCCUAGAGUUGGGGUGGUAUCUCCUUUCUUUCCUUCCCUGAAAUACUUACCCUUUUCAUCUUUCCAUUCCCUGUUCUUCAGGUUUUUUAAAAUGGAGCCCAAAACCUAUAUUCUGCUAGAAAUAUUCUCCAUUUCCUUUCUCACACUAGCAGGUCUUCAGUGUUUUUAAGUCUGUGUUUUAUUUUUGUGUCACUACAUCAAAGAUUUGUGAUUUUGUCUGAUGCCCACAGAUUGCAACUUACCUGAAACUUAAUAGACAUCUUAGAGAAUUUUGUCAUGCUCAGAGAUUAAGUGACUUGCCCAAGAAUGCAGUGUCAAGAGACAGGAUUUGAAUCAGGUUUCCUGACCCUAAGUCCAGCACUGUCCACUAUACCAUGCUUGUCAUGUGACCCAACAAAUGUUGAUAAUUUGCCUUGUAAUCAUUUAUAUUUUUACCCCAGAUGGUAUAUAGGAAAAGUUCUUUGAUGGCAGGAACUACCCCUUUCCUAUCUUACUUAGACAACAAUUGACAAUAAGGGUCCUCAAUAAAUAUUAAUAUAUGAUAGAGCUAAUAGUAUGAUUAUCCAAUGGUGGACUCCACAUAUCUGUUAGACUGGGAGUUUUCUAAGAGUGAAUGAUGUUUCCUCCUUUCUCCCAGGAUGUGUUUAUGUGUAGGGUGGUCAUGGGGGAUAGACUGGCCUUUAUGCUAAAGAACCUUACUUUAUUUUUUAUUGUUAUUAUUAUUAUUUUUAAUUUACUUACCUUAUUUUUUAUAGAGCACUUUGUCUGGAUGUCCUGUGUCAUUGUUCACCUUUAUAACCUCAGGUACUUAAUAAGGAUAGUUUAAUUGACUAGAUAAAACAUGGGCCCUACUUUGAUGAAGCUUAGAGAUUUGUAGAGGGAUAAGAGACAUACACAAAACUAUAAUAACUGAUACUCCAAGAAUAGUACUCUAGAGAAGUGGACAAAAUUGUUUUAGCCAGAGGUGUCAAACUGGCCAGCAGACCUGAGAAACUCCCAAGUGCCUCAGAAUCAAAUUAAAAUAUACUUGGAAAAGGUUUAACAAGAUAAAUAAAAAUACAACAUAAUGGUAAUAAGUGGCUUUCUAAGUCAAUAUGUGGCCUACAGACAGGGAUCCAGUUCUACCCAGGUUUGACACCACUGUUUUAGACAGUUGUAAAGUCAAUUAAAUUUACUUCACACGUAAUUAUGUUUAAAGAUCUUUGACUUAUGAUAACUAAUUUUUUCAUAUAUUUUGUCUCCUGUUUUUGUCAAUGACUCCUGUUAUAAGCGAAGUGGAUGCUGCUCCUUGUUUUACUUUCUUCCCUUUUCAUUAUUCCAUAUUUCUUCACAUAGAUUUAUAGUCCUCAGGGAAAUAGUAUUUUUCUGCUGUUUCCAUGGCAAUAUUUCUGCUCUUGUGCUCUGGGCAUGUCUGUCAACCUGGUUGGAUAUAAAUAACAUAUUUAUGGAGACCAAGUUAAAGCACAGACAGAACCCUUUGUCUUCAUCAUUUCAGUGCAGUUUUUCCCACUCUGCUUAAGACGAACAGUUAUUUUGCAUAUUGAGACUGUUUUUAUAUUGCUAAUGUGGGAAUUUGUUUUGCUUGACUAUACCUUGUUUGUAAUGGGAUUUAUUUUUCUUGCUUUCUGGGUGUAGGGAGAGGGG
Messenger RNA from Dromiciops gliroides (monito del monte), 4776 nucleotides. Its product is annotated as zinc finger protein with KRAB and SCAN domains 7-like. The transcript has 5 exons. Gene Ontology annotation, biological process: central nervous system development; regulation of transcription by RNA polymerase II. The record is from RefSeq and is a predicted model, not a curated record. Gene Ontology annotation, cellular component: nucleus. Gene Ontology annotation, molecular function: RNA polymerase II cis-regulatory region sequence-specific DNA binding; DNA-binding transcription factor activity, RNA polymerase II-specific. Bases 557 to 2644 code for a protein of 695 amino acids. Lineage: Eukaryota; Metazoa; Chordata; Mammalia; Microbiotheria; Microbiotheriidae.